This is a messenger RNA of Uloborus diversus, 991 nucleotides long. RefSeq names its product structure-specific endonuclease subunit slx1-like (gene slx1). The coding region runs from base 168 to 908 and encodes 246 amino acids. Gene Ontology annotation, cellular component: Slx1-Slx4 complex. The transcript has 4 exons. Gene Ontology annotation, molecular function: 5'-flap endonuclease activity; crossover junction DNA endonuclease activity. Gene Ontology annotation, biological process: double-strand break repair via homologous recombination. Lineage: Eukaryota; Metazoa; Arthropoda; Arachnida; Araneae; Uloboridae. The record is from RefSeq and is a predicted model, not a curated record.
UAGAUCUAAAAAUGAUGUUACUGAACCCCAGUAAUGUGUCUGUGCAAAAUUAUCAGUGUCUAAUGAUUUAAUCGAAAUGCGUUUAUACACCUCCAAAGAAAUUCACUUAAACUCGCUCCUUCCCACGUUGUUUCAAUGAUGUUAAAUUGUUACAGCAUUUGUAGAACAUGGAAGUUGAAAACUUCUUUGGUUGUUAUUUAUUACAUUCUUUGAAUGAAAAAUAUAAAGGUCGUACUUAUAUAGGGUUUACUGUUGAUCCUAACCGCCGUAUAAAGCAACAUAAUAAAGGACUAAAAGCAGGUGGUGCGUGGAAAACGAAUGAUAAAGGACCAUGGGAUAUGGUUCUUAUUAUCCAUGGAUUUCCUAAUGAUGUGUCUGCUUUAAGAUUUGAAUGGGCAUGGCAAAAUCCUCUGAAGUCCAGGAGACUACGCCAUGUGCCAAAGAAAAUUCCAAGAGAAAGUGCUCUGAAAUAUAGAUUUCGGGUUAUGAGUGAGAUGUUGCAAGUUGGACCAUGGAAUCGACUUCCUCUUACUGUCCAGUGGUUAAAUGUUGCUUAUAAAAUAGAUUUUGAAGUGUCAAAGUUACCUCCAUUGCAUAUUCCUAUCUGCAUAGGACCUAUUCAACCUUUGAAAGUUAAAAAAUCUGAAGAUGGUGAUGAUGAUAAAGCAGCUUUGCACUUCUGCUUCCUUUGUAAUAAAGUUGCAACAAAAGAAAAUAUGUUUAUCUGCUUCAAUACCGAGUGUUUAGAAGCAUUUCAUGUUGUAUGCUUGGGACGGAAAUUUGUUAGUUCAUCAGGCAAUAAGUUUCUUAUUCCUAUCGAUGGCUCUUGUCCUAAGUGUAAUGUUGCUACACUUUGGGGUGAUGUUAUAAGAUAUGCAUCUGGAUGUUUUCGUAAAUCAUCUAGUUGAUAUGUACUAGACAUUUUUGAUAUUUUUGUAACAAUUCAGAGUUUUAACUAUAUAUUUUUAUUUUUAAUAAAAUGAGUUUUAUC